Trachemys scripta elegans is the source of this 822-nucleotide messenger RNA. RefSeq names its product transcription factor 21 (gene TCF21). Gene Ontology annotation, molecular function: protein dimerization activity; RNA polymerase II transcription regulatory region sequence-specific DNA binding; DNA-binding transcription factor activity, RNA polymerase II-specific. Lineage: Eukaryota; Metazoa; Chordata; Testudines; Emydidae. The transcript is spliced from 2 exons. The record is from RefSeq and is a predicted model, not a curated record. Gene Ontology annotation, biological process: developmental process; regulation of transcription by RNA polymerase II. The coding region runs from base 186 to 725 and encodes 179 amino acids.
CCUCACCAAAUUCCUCAGCUUUCUCUCUCACUCAAACACGGGCAAGAAGCGGGGGUGGGGCGGGGAUCCUCUCUUGCCUGCAAACCUAUCACACCCCAGGGCGAGGGGAAACGUCUUCUCAACCUGAGGUAUUCACCCAACGCCUGCCCCUGAGGAAGCUUUGAUCUUUGUGCAUCUCUCAGACCAUGUCCACUGGCUCGCUCAGCGAUGUGGAAGACCUUCAGGAGGUGGAAAUGCUGGAAUGCGAUGGCCUGAAAAUGGAUUCUAACAAAGAGUUUGGGACGUCGAACGAGAGCAACGAAGAGGGCUCCAAUUGCGAGAAUGCGUCCCCCCAAAAGGGGAGAGGCGCCCCAGGCAAGAGGAAAAAGGCUCCCACCAAAAAGAGCCCUUUAAAUGGAGUGAGCCAAGAGGGGAAGCAAGUCCAGAGAAACGCUGCCAACGCCAGGGAGAGAGCGAGGAUGAGGGUACUCAGCAAAGCUUUCUCGAGGCUUAAGACCACUUUGCCCUGGGUACCUCCAGACACCAAGCUUUCCAAACUGGACACCUUGAGACUGGCAUCCAGCUACAUUGCUCACCUGAGACAGAUCCUGGCCAAUGACAAGUACGAAAAUGGUUACAUUCACCCAGUCAAUCUGACUUGGCCUUUUAUGGUGGCUGGCAAACCCGAGAGUGACCUGAAAGAAGUGGUGAACACAAAUCGCCUGUGUGGACCUACAGCAUCCUGACCAACCUCAAGCCUAGGAGACCAUCUUCAGUGUGUAAGGCGGGGGAAAUGGAGAGGGAAGCUGGAGACUCUUCCCCCCCACCCCCAAGGAACACUUU